AAGUCAACAGCAACUUCAGCUCAUAAGAAAUUUUUACUUAAUUAUCACUGUGUCCAGUGUCCAAAACCAACGUGGUUUCUGCCCUGUUUUAACCUAACUAAAAAAAGGCAGGUGGCUAUGCACCUCUGUCUUAAGCCGCAACAAAUGUGGUACACAAGGUUAAAAGGGCAAUUAUUCUGGAGGAUUUUGUCAGUAGCUGUUAAUAUUAAACUCUAUGAGACGUAAAUGUGGUGGGAUGUCUUAUAAAAAAAAGAGAGAAACCUCGCACCCUCCCUUUUUCUUCCACGUUUUUACAUUUUAUAUAGUUGACACUGCAGCAUGGUAGCAUGUUACCGAAGCUGCAGAAGGCUUGCUGCUUUGUCCAAGGUAGACACACGCAUGUGGUCUGGCCUGUAAGAGGCACGCGGCAGGCCACCGAACCAGCCCAAAGGCCCUAUAACAAUGUUCUUGGGCCUUGUAAGAGACAAAUGCUUUGCUUCAUCUCCAUCGCUUUCCUUUCUUGGCACUGCUUUCUUUUUUUUUCCUCUCUUAAAGAGCCUUCUGCUCUUUCAUGCCAUUAAGCUUUUGCAAAUCUUUAUUGAUGAACUAACAGUGAAGCUUCUGAUCAUAUUUCACUUUCUCACUAACUCACUCUCAGAUUAAAUGUUAAUAUCAUUAAGCCAAGGAGAAAUGAAGCCAUUUAUAUGCAGUCCCUAUUCCAGUGUGCACUGCAGUGAGCAGUAAUCUUAGCCAGUGCUUGCGGUUUAUGGCUGGGCAGGCAGAUAGUUAGGUACGGUACAGGAGAGUUACCUGCCUUUUAAUUUUGUUAGUUCCAGCCAGACUGCAUUGAGCACUUCGUGAUGCUUAAUUUCACUGUCAUUUGUAGCUAUUAGGAUACUGCAGAAACUGAUUACUGGUGAGGAAGCUUACAUUCCUGGUGGUAUGUUCAUGCCACAUAAUUUUUAAAGGCAGAAAAAUCCCUAAUACACCAAAGAAAUUCCCAAAUGCCAAAGAAAUUGUAGUCUAAACGAAUGCACUCAAAUGGUGGCACCUCUUUUGGUGAUAGAACUGUCCUCCUUCUAAGUAUUAUGCCAGACCCUUGAUUUUCUGUUGUCAGAGUGACACAAGUCUCAUAAAUAUGCUUACUGCCCUCAAACUAUUAAACAGUUUUCCCCCCUGAACUAUCCGUCUUGGCUUUUACAGGCAGAUUUCAGUUUGCUUUCGUGUUUCUUUGUAAUGUCUUCUCCUGUCUCUCAUGGCCAUUUCUGCUUGUUGCUUGUUUUUCAUAACUUCUUCCACCUUUAAAAGCAAUAACUUAAAACUUUAUCACUUUUGAAUUAAUAUGUUGCACUUAUCCAAAUCUGCAUUUCCUAUUCUAGCACGUUUGUGGAAAACGAGGAAUACGUAACUCGCAUAUGACAUGAUCUAGGUGUACCACUUUUUACAUAAAGUUCAUGGGAUCUGGAGCUCCAGUCUUGAGAGCCAUGAAAUGCCAUAAAUGUUUGUAAUAAAACUUUAUUUAAACACCCAUUUUGUUCGACCUUGAAGCUUUACUAAUAUGCUGAAGAACAAACAGCCGAUGCCAGUGAAUAUUCGGGCUACCAUGCAGCAGCAGCAGCAACUGGCCAGUGCCAGAAACAGAAGACUGGCCCAGCAGAUGGAGAAUAGACCUUCUGUUCAGGCUGCCUUGAAGCUCAAGCAGAGCUUAAAGCAGCGCCUGGGUAAAAGUAACAUCCAGGCACGAUUAGGCCGGCCAGCAGGACCCCUGGCUCGUGGAGCUGUUGGAGGACGAGGGCUACCUAUGGGUCAGAGAGGUUUGCCACGAGGAGCCAUGCGUGGUGGACGUGGAGCGAGGGCGUUGCUGAGAGGAGGCAUUCCCCUCAGAGGUCAGAGUUUACUUCGUGGAGGACGUGGUAUAUCCCCUAGGAUGGGCCUGAGAAGAGGUGGCGUUAGAGGUCGUGGUGGACCUGGGAGAGGUGGUCUAGGCAGAGGAGCCAUGGGUCGUGGAGGAAUUGGUGGCAGAGGUCGUGGCAUGGCAGGCCGGGGAAGAGGGGGCUUUGGUGGUCGUGGCAGAGGCAGAGGACGAGGAAGAGGGUCUGCACGUCCUGCAUUGACCAAGGAACAACUGGACAACCAAUUAGAUGCUUACAUGUCUAAAACAAAAGGACACCUCGAUGCUGAGCUGGAUGCUUACAUGGCUCAGACAGAUCCAGAAACUAAUGACUGAUGGUCCUUCUGAUAGACUCUCAUUGAAGUUAAUGUGUAUGUCAAUGCCCAUAAGCUAAAAAUGGAAAAACCUGAUUCAUGCUGGAAGGACCCGCAGGAACAGGGGCGGCCCUGUUCUACCAAGAGAUCAGAUUUUAGUGUGUUCCUCUUACAUUUUUAUACUAUAUGUUGUAUGAAACCUUUUUUGGAUUGUUUUUUAUAAUUUUUCCUAACUACUCUGAACAUGAAUGUGACAGACGAGCUGCAGAUACAGCCACUGACAUCAGUGCUGGUGUGUGCUCAGCACGCCAGCCCAGCUGCGAUGGCACGCUACGUUCCUUUGUGCUUAUGAAGGGGAAAAGUUGCAUGUACGCCACAAUCUGUGCUUCUUUAGGUGAAGUGCUCGUUGGUGCUGAAUACAAGCUAUGGGAUCACAUGGUUAUAUGUGCCUGUUACUCUUAAUGGUUUGUUUCAGGAUAGGAGUUGAUCCCAUAGUGUAGCUAAAGGGUAAAUAUCUAUGUUUGCAGUUUGAUUGUUGCAAUAACCUCAUUUGAAGUAAACAUAGCAAAACGUCUCCCUCCAGGACUGCCUAAUCAAUCAAAUUCAGGUUAAGGAAGAUAGUGCUUCUCUAUUGUAGACAUGUCCAUCUUUUAUUUUGUACCAAAAGUUCAUCCCCACUGGUUGCUAGCAUUCUAACAGUAGUACAGAGAGGAUUUUCUAGGUUAAAGGCUGUUUUUCUGAUAAAAUUUGAAUUUCAUUUGUAUCAUGUUUGAAGGGAUGGCACUAAUGGCUUCUGUGUACCAAAAUCUAGAAAAAGAACGAGCUUUUGUUUUAAGGAUCUUGAAACAAGCACAUUAAUGACGUCUGUGAAAGAAAAUCAUGGGUAGAAUAGUCUCUCCAAAAUAGUGGGUCCAAAAUUGGUUUUAUCAACAAGUGCUGUUACCUUUCAGUGUAACCAAAACUGAAUUUUCAAUCCAGACCAACUUUGGUGACUUCUAUGGCGCAUUUAACCUAGGUUGGUUUUAGAAGUUGAGAAGGGGUUUGCUUCUCUCUCCCCUCCUUCCCCCCCUCCCCGGAAGAUUUAAGUUCAACCAUCCUGUGAACUGUUCCAGUUUCAAUGGAAUCUUGUAUUUCUUGUUCGUUGUGACAAAGGAGAAACAAUUAUAAAAAUGGUAUGUGGA
Messenger RNA from Chelonia mydas (Green sea turtle), 3365 nucleotides. RefSeq names its product chromatin target of PRMT1 (gene CHTOP). NCBI's taxonomy places the organism in Eukaryota, Metazoa, Chordata, Testudines, Cheloniidae. The transcript is spliced from 4 exons. The record is from RefSeq and is a predicted model, not a curated record. Bases 1538 to 2206 code for a protein of 222 amino acids.